Molecule: messenger RNA, 1002 nt
Organism: Gymnodraco acuticeps
Lineage: Eukaryota; Metazoa; Chordata; Actinopteri; Perciformes; Bathydraconidae
Product: ribosyldihydronicotinamide dehydrogenase [quinone]-like
Exons: 6
Coding region: 128-946 (272 amino acids)
Cellular component (GO): cytosol
Molecular function (GO): NAD(P)H dehydrogenase (quinone) activity
Source: RefSeq, a predicted model, not a curated record
GAAGGCAGUAUGUUGAGUGGUGUGGAGUAUAAAAGCAGCUUCUUCAGUUUGCUCUAGCAUGAGCCACCCUUUCCUUCAACACACAGUCUAAUUGUAAAAUCCAGCAUUUACAAUUUCCAGCUUCAAAAUGGCGUCAAAGAAAGUGUUGAUUGUGUAUGCACACCAGAGCUCUGGCUCCUUCAACUCUGCAGCCAAAGACGCUGCGGUGGAAGUUUUAACUGCUAAGGGCUGCACAGUAGAAGUAUCUGACCUGUAUGCCAUGACGUUUAAGGCCACUGCUACAGCUGAGGACAUCACUGGAAAAGUUAAGAAUGCAGAUCACUUCUGUUACGGAGAGGAGACCAAACUGGCAUGGGAGGCGGGAAAGCUUACUGCUGAUAUCACUGAAGAACAACGCAAACUCACUGAGGCCGACCUCGUCAUUUUUCAGUUCCCCAUGUACUGGUUCACUGUUCCUGCCAUCAUGAAGGGCUGGAUGGACCGGGUGCUCACACUGGGCUUUGCCUUCACCCACGAGAAGCGCUAUAGCCAGGGAAUCUUCAAGGACAAGAAGGCCAUGCUCUCCUUCACCACUGGGUCUCAGGAGUCCAUGUUCAGUGCAUAUGGCAUUAAUGGAGACAUGAAUGUCACUCUUUGGCCACUGCAGAAUGGCAUCCUGCACUACUGUGGCUUCCAGGUUCUGGCUCCUCAGAUCUUCUGGGCCCCCUCUCACGUUCCCUCUGAGGCACGCGGUACAAUGCUGGAGGGCUGGCGCACACGCAUGCAAGGCCUCCUGGGAGAAAACCCACUUGCUUUCACUCCCUUGGACUGCUUUGAUGGGGAGAAGGGGUACCAGCUGAAGCCUGAGGUCCAUGAGCAACAUGCCGCCAAGGAGUUUGGACUGACCGUAGGGAUCCACCUGGGCAAGGCCCUGCCACCCAACAACCAGAUGAAAGCUGGAGUCUGAAGAAUGAAUGACUGUUGUUGGUUUUUUAUGAUCAUAAAUAAAAGAUGGUUAAUAUA